ACAGAGUGGAAGGACAGGGACAGUGAACACACCACAGGAGCUGUUUGACUUUGUGCCUGCUUGGACAGAGGAUGUACGUGCUGCUCCUUGUCCAUGGACUCUUGUCCUGGGAGUCCCUUCUGUGGACCGUCCAUGCUUGUCCAUCUUUCUGUGCCUGUGACUCUGGGACACGUGGACCAGACGAACCCAGGUUGGUGCACUGCAGUGAUCCCAGAAUCUCGGCUGUUCCCGUUCACGUCCCAGCUGACGCAUUCAAACUGAGGCUGGAGAAGACUGCGAUCUCUCGGAUUCCGCGGGCAGCCUUCUACAACCUGUCGCAGUUGAAGUUUUUAUGGUUGACCUACAACUCCAUCACAUCCAUUCACCCCAGCAGCUUCGUCAACUUGAAAGCCCUGCGAGAACUGCGUCUGGACGGGAACCUCCUGAGCACCUUCCCCUGGGAGGGGCUUAGGGAUAUGCCCCGCCUCCAGACCCUAGGCCUUCACAACAACCGCCUGUCCAGUUUACCUGCCCAUGCCGCUCUGUUCCUGUCCAACAUCACCUACCUGGAUGUGUCCAGUAACAGGUUGACCAUAUUGCCUGCUGAGUUGCUGGACCUUUGGUUUCCUCUCCCAGGACAACAGGAAAGUUCAAUACAAAGAAGAAUAUUAGGUCUCCAUGACAACCCCUGGUUGUGUGACUGUCAGAUCUCCAUGGUGGUGUCCCUGUCUCUUACCCUGGGCAGUCCAGUGGUUCUCAUGGACCAGGUCCUGAUGUGCAGCCGGUCUCUGGGUCAGUCCGGGAUCCUGAUGAUGCAGACGGAGGCCUUCCGCUGUAUGAGACCGUCUGUUCAGCCGGCAGCCACCACCGUCAUCAGCCCACUGGGAAGUAACGUCAUCCUGCGCUGUGACGCCACCGGGUACCCAACCCCCACACUGAGCUGGAUUAGAACAUCUGCACACACAGACUGCUGCCAACAGCAGAUUGUUGAGAACGCUGAAGAACUGCCUCAGAGUUUGCAGAGUUUUAUGCAGGAAACUCCUCGGGUGGGACUGCGCUGGUCGAUAAUCAGUCUGAACGGACUUUCAUAUAAGGAUGCAGGUGAAUACCGGUGCCAGGCGCGGAAUAUGGCAGGACUAUCAGAGGCCCCCAUUAAGCUCCAGGUGGUGGGAUUCACAAAACCAUCCAGGAUUCCAAAGAAGUCCCAGAAGACUGCAUCCAGAUCAUCAUUCAAAUAUUCAGGGCCAUUCCAGACCGCAAAGCCUGUUCCAUCAUUAAAGGACAAUUCCAUUUUCCAAAACUUCACAUUCACUGUUCCUGCAGCGGUUAACCAGACAAACCAGAAGACCCAGAAGACCGGUCUGCGUAGACCCCCCACAGACAGGAGGACCAAGCCUCGCAAAGACACUGGUCUAUCCUCUGAAACACUGACCCCGAACACCAAAAAGAGCAGGACAGCUGAGCUCUGGGACAGUCCCACUGGUCUAUCCUCUGAAACACUGACCCCGAACACCAAAAAGAGCAGGACAGCUGAGCCCUGGGACAGUCCCACUGGUCUAUCCUCUGAAACACUGACCCCCAACACCAAAAAGAGCAGGACAGCUGAGCCCUGGGACAGUCCCACUGGUCUAUCCUCUGAAACACUGACCCCGAACACCAAAAAGAGCAGGACAGCUGAGCCCUGGGACAGUCCCACUGGUCUAUCCUCUGAAACACUGACACAUGCUUAA
Molecule: messenger RNA, 1709 nt
Organism: Sphaeramia orbicularis (orbiculate cardinalfish)
Lineage: Eukaryota; Metazoa; Chordata; Actinopteri; Kurtiformes; Apogonidae
Product: leucine-rich repeat, immunoglobulin-like domain and transmembrane domain-containing protein 3
Exons: 8
Coding region: 72-1709 (545 amino acids)
Molecular function (GO): protein binding
Source: RefSeq, a predicted model, not a curated record